AUGGCCACCUCCCAACCCCCCCUCCGUUUCCAGUCCCAUCAGUCCCUAACCACCCGCCUUGUUCUGGCCACCCUCCUCGGUCGCGCCAUUCGCAUCGAUCAGAUCCGUCCCGACUCGCCUACAAAUCCAGGUCUCGCCCCUCAUGAGAUCUCCUUCCUCCGUCUUCUCGAAGCCGUGACCAAUGGAUCCCACAUUGAGAUCUCAUACACAGGCACAGUCCUUCUCUACAAACCAGGACUGAUCACAGGCUCUGCAUCUGGUAGUGGCGCCAAUGUCUCAGGCGUCUUGACACAUGAACUACCGGCAAACAAUACGAGGGGGAUCAGCUACUUCUUGCUUCCCCUAUGUCUACUGGCACCGUUCAGCAAGGCUAAGUUCAAUGUCAUGUUCACCGGGCCUGGUGUCAUCACCAGUUCGACUGAUAAAGGUGGCGAUAUGAGUGUCGACAGCGUUCGGACGGCAAUCUUGCCUUUGUACGCGCGAUUCGGGAUCGAGCGUGAUAUUGAACUACGGGUCCUCAAGCGUUCAAAUCCUGGAACUCGUGGGUUCGGAGGUGCGGGAGAAGUCCAGCUUCUGUUCGGUCACCAAGUCAGACUCCCUAAAACCCUCCAUCUUAUGAACCCCGGCCGGAUAAAGAAGAUCAGAGGAGUGGCAUACUCGACUGGGGUUAGUGGCAGCAACAAUGCCCGCAUGAUCGAGGCGACUCGUGGUGUUUUAAAUCAAUUUGCUGCUGAUAUCUAUAUUUUUUCCGACGUUGGAAGUGCAACGCUGGUGGCUGCUCCAGAAAAGAGUAACCCAUCAGCAAAGAAGAAGGUUGGUCUUGGAUUUGGUCUGUCACUUGUUGCAGAAAGCUCCACGGGGUGUCUCUACUCGGCUGAUGCGUCGAGCCCACCUGAAGGUGGUCAGCCUCCCGAGGACGUGGGCCGGAUGUGCGCAUUUCAACUACUAGAAAGUGUUGAAAGGGGCGGUUGCGUCAGCUUGGAAGCCGCAUCUACAGUCAUUACACUGAUGGCCAUGGGUUCGGAAGAUGUUGGCAGAAUCCAGGUGGGCAGGGAGGUAGUGGCCAACCCACAUAUUGUUCAAUUGGCAAGGGAUUUGAAUGAUUUUGGCACAGCAGGAUGGGGUAUCAGAGAUGCAGAUGGCGAAAAGGGAGAGGGUCAAUUGAUUGUCAGCGUGGUUGGGCGAGGCGUUGGCAAUGUUGGAAGGAAGCUCGGCUGAACGAGGCUAGCGGCGAAUCAAAGCAUGAGAAGAAAGAUGUUUUUUUCUUUCGUUGGAAACUUCUUUGGAAACUUCUUUGGAAACUUCUCAGGUAUGUCAACGACAUCAAGCCAUACGAAUCGCGUCUUGGAGACGGCGCAACCAACGACACAACUCCCAAAAACGUCCGUCACAUU
Molecule: messenger RNA, 1394 nt
Organism: Exophiala mesophila
Lineage: Eukaryota; Fungi; Ascomycota; Eurotiomycetes; Chaetothyriales; Herpotrichiellaceae
Product: 18S rRNA biogenesis protein RCL1
Exons: 1
Coding region: 1-1218 (405 amino acids)
Biological process (GO): ribosome biogenesis; endonucleolytic cleavage of tricistronic rRNA transcript (SSU-rRNA, 5.8S rRNA, LSU-rRNA)
Cellular component (GO): nucleolus
Molecular function (GO): RNA endonuclease activity
Source: RefSeq, a predicted model, not a curated record